GUGAUAGACUGGCUUUCGCAGGACGGGCAGACCAUCCUACAGAGACACGCCACUACAGCAGACAACCUCAAAGCAGCGCGUCACCAGCAGAAGGACUUUGAGAAGUUUUACUAUUCUGCUGUGUCAUACAUCGAGAAAGGAAAUGACCUUCUAGAAGAGGCAAGCAUGCUGUCACAGUGUGGCAGCUUCUCAGAAGCCACGGGUUACAAGGAUCUGGCCAAAACGCUGAGGAGGCAGCUGCAGAACUUCACCGGCCAAUUAGAGGAGGCCAGAGAGAGGAUAGAGGGAACUGCCAAAUGUUACCAUCUUCUAGACAAGAGUUAUGAGUGGGCCCUGGAAGCUAUGAAGUACAUGUCCAGCAUGAAAAUGGAGCACAGCACCACCGCCGAGGGUUUGGAUAAACUGCUGAAAAGCCUGAGCAUUUACUUGUCGGAGCAUCCGGCGAUCUCCGAGGAGACGUUCGUUGCCAUGCUGGAAGUGGCUCAGAGACUCAACAAUGACAGGUUGCUGGAGCAAUGCAAGCUGGCCAAGGCCCGCUGUCAG
Molecule: messenger RNA, 543 nt
Organism: Candidula unifasciata
Lineage: Eukaryota; Metazoa; Mollusca; Gastropoda; Stylommatophora; Geomitridae
Source: the annotation of a GenBank genome assembly